AUGACCCAGGUGGGGGCCCCCUCUGCCUGCCACGCCCUCCCCCACCUCUCGCGAGAGUCGCGCGGGCGCAGUGAUCGCGAGUGUUCCCUGCACAGGACAGUGACGGCGGCCGCCGAGGAAGCUGGACCCCUUCCUGCGCUCCCGGCCGGCCGGAUCGGGACACUAGGCGUGCACCCCUCUCAGCCACAGGCGACCCCUGCUUUCCGGCUCGCCCGCCUUGAGCCUCCGACCCAGGCUUCCCGGGGUUCACGAGGCCCCUCCAGGGCGAGAACUGGUAAUGGGAACGAAGCGGUUCGGAGUGCGGGGGCCAGGACCCCAGGCGCGCCAAGGGGCGCGCAGGGCACACCGGCUCGCAGAAGGGCCUCCCGCCACCUCUCGCUCGUCCGCGCCGCCUCCUCCCGGAGCUCCCGGGGUGUCUCUGACCGAAGCGAACGUGGCGGGGUUAGCCUAUCACCAGAGCGCCCCGACCCCCAGGCCGCCAGGGGAGCCCUUUCCGCGGUCAACUCGGCCGCGCGUUUCCAGCGCCAUGCGCCCCUGGUGCCCACCGCGCCCACGGUGCCCACGCGAGGGGCGCCCGGCUCGCAGCGCGCAGGCGCCGACCCCUGCGGGGACCUUGGCUCCGGAAGCCCCAAUAAGAAGCAGCCAGCUAGCUUCUUGAGCCGAAUCCAUGGAGUGCAGUCCACCUUCCUUCGUUUCAGACUCCACUUCUCCACCAUGAGAACUCCGCAGUCAAAGCAGGCCCUGACGACCUAAGCAAUGGCAGGUCCCCAGGGAUGUAGACCCUACAAACCCCAGAGACCCCUGGAGCCUGCUGGAAUGUUGCUCCCACUCAGGGAGACUGAAUCGUCUCGGAAUCAACUGGAUCUUAUCUGUAGCCUUUUGUCUAGAGGAAAUUUUUGUUGCCUGUUUUGCUCAGAGGUUGAAACUUGUAAUACAUUAACUAAUU
Choloepus didactylus (southern two-toed sloth) is the source of this 946-nucleotide messenger RNA. Its product is annotated as transmembrane protease serine 13-like. The coding region runs from base 1 to 753 and encodes 250 amino acids. The record is from RefSeq and is a predicted model, not a curated record. Lineage: Eukaryota; Metazoa; Chordata; Mammalia; Pilosa; Megalonychidae. The transcript has 3 exons.